Messenger RNA from Phanerochaete carnosa HHB-10118-sp, 1268 nucleotides. RefSeq lists its product as uncharacterized. The transcript is spliced from 12 exons. NCBI's taxonomy places the organism in Eukaryota, Fungi, Basidiomycota, Agaricomycetes, Polyporales, Phanerochaetaceae. The record is from RefSeq and is a predicted model, not a curated record. The coding region runs from base 300 to 1268 and encodes 322 amino acids.
GUCAAGCGCUAAGCACGAUCAUAGAUCUGCCAAGGGCGAGGUCAAAUCUGCGCCUGUUGGCGCCACAUCAUCCCGUUCGAAAUAUGCCGCAUCAAACAUUGUGACAGCGACAUGCGGCACGGCGACACAGAAUGUAUUAUAUACCAGUCUGAAUUCAACUCGCCAUUUGUUGUGUUCGCUCUCCUGGACUCUGGGCCCUCGCUUGCUACCUUACGUUGACGUCGCCAGGGCCCUCUACAGGCCGACUCAGGGUUGCAUCGGCCCAGAUCCGGUUACAGGCCUGAGCGUGGUGGUUAUUCAUGAGAGUACCCGAGUAUUGGAGCGUCGCUGAAGUUACCAUUGCGUUCAGAGACGCGCGGUUGAGCCGCUCCCUCAAUAUUCUCCCAUUCGUCAUCCUCUACUACGACUACUUGCUCACGCUUCCAACGGAGAUCGAGAGGUACUGGACCGCGGACCUCAGCCCCCGGCGAGGCCCCGUCUGGUUCCUCUUCUGCCGGUACUUGUCACUAGUCGGCAACGUACCAGUUUUGAUGCGGGUAGCCUGGCCCUUAGACGACCAUCGCUUCUCCUUAGUGAGGCACCGCACACCGGCGCCAGAGGAGCCGGCGGCCAUAGGGUGCAACGUUGCUACUUCAUCGGCCAUGGGAUAUAUUACCGAUAUCCUUCCGUGCUCUUCAGAUUUGGCCAUCACCUGGAGUGCCAUGCUUUGUCAUGACAUCAUGAUAUUUACGUUGACACUCUACAAAGCACUGUCACUCCGCGGCGGGUCAAGAACUAUAGUCGACGUCCUUCUGCGUGAUGGCACUAUGUAUUUUGGCUUGUUCAACGAGCACUACGCUUCUUACGUACCUAUUUGCACGAGUAAGAAGCGUCCGCCGAUGAUCAAAGGAAUUACAGCUACAUUUACUAAUAUCUUGUCCACGACACUAAUCGCUCGCCUAAUGUUGAAUAUACGCGAUCCCAAGAUAAUCCAGCAAACCCGCUACUCUAAUUCUCCAGUCCAGCGCACCACAAGCACUGUCUCGGAUGACCCAAUUGUCACGUCAGCUCUUGACACCGCUGGCCAGCCGGAAUGGACCGAGUUCAACCACGAGCUGACAGAAAUCUAUCAAGACGAGGGCGAGACUCCAUAUGGCACGCGACACGAUGUUAUUGAGCUGGUCCAGAGAGAUCAUCCUCCAGAGAAGUCGAAAGGCAAAGCUUGGAGGGCGGGGGCCUGGCUUAAGUACCAGCGCCAGCGAAGUUUAACAUGCGCUGUCUCAGCAUAG